Molecule: messenger RNA, 1779 nt
Organism: Acanthamoeba castellanii str. Neff
Lineage: Eukaryota; Discosea; Longamoebia; Acanthamoebidae
Exons: 11
Coding region: 1-1779 (592 amino acids)
Cellular component (GO): endomembrane system; membrane
Source: RefSeq, a predicted model, not a curated record
AUGCAAGGAGGGGCACAGGGCCAAGCGCCGGCCGGCAACGGGCAGCAAGGAGGGCAGCAAGGAUUUUCGUGGAGGGGCGUGAUCGUGCAGUUGCUGGUCAUGUACUUCAUCUUCAGCUACCUUUUCGGCGGCAACAAGCAGGCCACCGUGGAUCCCAGCACCGGCAAGGCACUCCAGCCCCACCGCCCCCUCUGGCACGGCGGUGAGCGCAUGCAGUUGCUCGUUUUCCAAUCGGAAAAUGAGGAGAUGACGCCCGAGGAGUUCAAGGACCCAGGGCCUUUACUCUGGUCUGAAGACCAACUCUUCUACGACUGGCGGCCAGAGAACGAGCGGAUCAGAGAAGUCGUCAUCAAGACCACUCCGGGCAUGAUGAACAAUGGUUCGUUGUGGGCGCACAUCUACCUCAUCAAAGGCGAUCACUCGCCCGACCCUGCAUCGGAGCACUACAAGAAGUCGGCCCUUCUCUACAAGCGCCAACGCCUGAACACGUACCUGCCCAAGCCCAAGCUCAAGGGCCGCAAGAACCUCAUCUCUGGCGAGAUGGAAGACGACCCGGAGAUGCUUGCCUUGCAAAAGGCGAAGGAGAGCGUGGAGCUCGUCUCGUUCUGGAAGCCCAACCUGACGCUCAACAUGGUGCACGAUUUCACCGUCUACCCGCGAGGUGGCAUUCCCCCUCAGAUGGAAGAACUCAUGAGCUUCGAUGCAGAGGGCAGCUACCACCCGACGCUGUUCAUCAACGAGUUCUGGAUCUUCCGCGAACACCUCUAUCCGAUCAACGACACCACGCCCGAGCUGCCCCUCCGCCUCGAAUACAACACUCUGUCGAUGUGGAAGUGGCAGAUGAUGGUGCAGAUGCAGCACUCCUUCAAGAUGCAGGAGAGCUGGGGCAGCGCCGCCGAGGGCGAGAGCGACGAGAUCAAGAGGAUGUUGGUGGAGACGAACCCCUGGCUCCUCGUGCUCACGUUUGCGGUGUCCAUCCUUCACUCGGUGUUCGACUUCUUGGCCUUUAAGAACGACAUCUCGUUCUGGAAGGAGAAGAAGAACCUGGAGGGUCUCUCCGUGCGCACGAUCUUCGUCAACUGCAUCACGCAGUUCAUCAUCCUGCUCUACUUGUUCGACAACGACACGAGCUGGAUCAUCCUCAUCUCCGCUUCCGUGGGUCUGCUCAUCGAGGCCUGGAAGAUCACCAAGGCCGUCGAGGUUAUAGUUCAGUGGCCCAACGGCGGUCUUCCCAGCAUCAGCUUCAAGGACAGGGCCACCUACUCCGCCCGGACCAAGGAGCUUGAUGUGGCAGCGAUGAAGUACCUGUCGUACCUGCUGUACGUGCUCGUGGUGGGCUACGCCAUCUACUCCCUCGCCUACGACACCCACAAGAGCUGGUAUUCGUGGAUCCUCAACUCCCUCACCGGAUGCAUCUACACGUUCGGGUUCGUGAUGAUGACGCCGCAGCUGUUCAUCAACUACAAGUUGAAGAGCGUGGCGCACAUGCCGUGGAAGACGUUCGUGUACAAGGCGCUCAACACCUUUGUCGACGAUCUCUUCGCGUUCAUCAUUCGCAUGCCCACUCUUCACCGAGUUGCAUGCUUCCGCGAUGAUAUCAUCUUCUUCAUCUUCCUGUAUCAGCGGUGGAUCUACCCCGUGGACAAGACCCGCGUCAAUGAAUUUGGCCAGAGCGGAGAGGACGGCGAGCCCGCCUCUGUCGAUGCCAACGCCUCCGCUGCCGCCCUCCCUGCUGCUGGAUCCCCCACAGCCGUGGUGGACACCAAAAAGAACAACUGA